This is a messenger RNA of Apis laboriosa (Himalayan honeybee), 1817 nucleotides long. RefSeq names its product SEC14-like protein 2. Bases 535 to 1710 code for a protein of 391 amino acids. NCBI's taxonomy places the organism in Eukaryota, Metazoa, Arthropoda, Insecta, Hymenoptera, Apidae. The transcript is spliced from 12 exons. Gene Ontology annotation, cellular component: cytoplasm. The record is from RefSeq and is a predicted model, not a curated record.
ACAGAACGGUACCACUCUUCGAGUGUCAGUCAGCGCGCAAUAUUCAUUUUUAGUAGGGAAUUGAUUCUUGAACUGGAGCGCGACGAUCACAAGAGACACCUGUUGCGCCAUAAACUAAGCCUGUUACCGCGAAACACGAAUGCAAUAACGAUGCAUUAUUCGAACGUGCUUGCGCGCCAAGUGACGACGUAAUUUGUUGGCGAUUUAAUAGACAUACAAAAGUUUUUCGAAAAAAAGUUAUAAAUUCGUUUAUUUCGUUAAUUUUUUUUUUUAAAUAAUUCAAAGUGCAUUUUAAAUAGUGAUUACGAAAUUAAAUCAGUUAAAGGGAAUUUAUUUGAUUGCAACACACAUUUUGUACAUAUACACGGAGAGAAGUUGAAGUAUGCACAAAUUAAAGAUCAAGAAAAGAAAAAUCUUAUAUGACACAGCAUAGUUUAAAUUUAUAUUUGAUUCAAGUAUAUCCGAAAAAAUAAGAUAUCAAGGAAAAAGAAGAAUUAAAAUAAUAGCUAAAAGACAGAUAAAAAAGAAACGAAGAUGAUGAAAAUAGUGGGAUUGGAGGACAACCAACGAUUUGCAUUGAUGAAAUUUAGGAAGGCAGUUCAAGAUGUAACACAACCGCAUCAUGACGAUAACUUUCUACUACGUUGGCUUCGAGCAAGAAAAUGGGAUCCAGUUGCUGCGGAGAAGAUGCUGCGUGAUUCUAUAGAGUGGCGAAAACAAUGGGAAGUUGACAAAUUAACUAAAUGGGAUCCUCCUAAAAUUUUGAAAGAUUAUCUACCUCAUGGUUUAUGUGGUUUUGACAAAGAUGGGGCACCAGUUAUUGUUAUAUAUUUCGAUGCGCUUGAUCUUUAUGGUAUUUUGCACGUGGUCUCACGUAUGGAUAUGAUAAAAAUGACGAUAAAAUGUCUUGAAGAAUAUUUAAUGUUGUGUAGAGAGCAAAUGUUAAAACAUGGUCCUUUGGCUGGUCAAGUAGUUGUAAUAUUUGAUAUGCAGGGAUUCAAUUUGAGACAGUAUCUUUGGAGACCAGCUGGAGAAGUUGUAAUUACCUUAAUCCAAAUGUAUGAGGCUAAUUACCCGGAGAUUUUGAAGACUUGUUAUAUCAUUAAUGCUCCGAAAGUAUUUGCUUUUGCGUUUUCGGUAGCGAAAAAGUUCAUGAAUGAAUAUACUCUGUCGAAGAUUCAAAUAUUUAAAGCAGAUCCUUCUAAAUGGCAAGCAGCGAUAUUUAGUAACAUUUCAAAAGAUCAAGUACCUGCUUUCUUUGGAGGUACUCUUAAGGAUCCUGAUAGCAAUCCAAAACUUGGAACAAAGAUUUGUCUCGGUGGCAAGGUUCCUCAAGAAAUGUAUGUGACUAAUGAUAGUAAAGAAAAUUUUACAACAGUCACAAUUAAGAAAGGUGGAAAAUUGGAACUUAAUAUGACAGCACUCGAGACAGGAUCUUUAUUAAGUUGGGAAUUUCGAACCGAGAAUCAUGAUAUUAAAUUUGGUAUUGUAAAGAAAGAUGAUAAUGGAAUGCAAAAGGAAGUGAUACCUAUGCGACGAGUAGCUGCUCAUCAAUUAGAUGAAAUUGGAAUUUUGACUUGUGAAGUACCUUCUACAUAUUCUAUUGUUUUUGAUAACACUUAUAGUAUUAUGAGAAAUAAAAAAAUUCAUUAUUCCGUGAAAGUUAUACCACCAACACAAUCGCAAGAAAUAAUAUCAGCAACUUUAUAAAUAAAAAAUAAUAAUAAAUACAUAUUAAAAAAUAUUUUUUGAUAAAUACAUUCCAUAGAAUAUUAUUGAUAUUUGAAAAAAAUUAUAUUUUUGUUACUUUUAUUUUU